AUGGCGGCGGCGUAUAGCGUCGAGCGGCUCUUAAAAGCCAAAAAGCUAUUUCCCCCCAAGUCGAAAGAGGUACCCUCGGCCAAGCUCAUCCGACAGGCCCAAGGGCCAGUCUACAACUUCCGUCCCCGAAGCGGGCUCAAAAGACGAGGAAAGAAUCCCGUGUGGGUUGCCGAGAACAAGAAGGACGCGAAUUAUAUACCCCCGGCCGGUGACUCUGAUUCUGACUAG
Penicillium verhagenii is the source of this 228-nucleotide messenger RNA. RefSeq lists its product as uncharacterized. The coding region runs from base 1 to 228 and encodes 75 amino acids. The transcript has a single exon. The record is from RefSeq and is a predicted model, not a curated record. NCBI's taxonomy places the organism in Eukaryota, Fungi, Ascomycota, Eurotiomycetes, Eurotiales, Aspergillaceae.